Adineta steineri is the source of this 765-nucleotide messenger RNA. Lineage: Eukaryota; Metazoa; Rotifera; Eurotatoria; Adinetida; Adinetidae. The record is from the annotation of a GenBank genome assembly.
AUGUUUCUAAAAAUCAAAGAACGACCAAUGAAUAUAACUGAGUCUUAUCUUUCCUAUUAUCGUCAUCGAUGGGGACUUCUUAUUAUCUUGAUCUCUGCAGUUUUCUUAUUUAUAUUUUCCAUUAUUCCUCAUAUUAUCUUUGCAACUUCAAAAUUGUCUGCUACUGAUGAUUUUCUUCUACCGCAAUCUUUACAAUGUCCACAAAAAAACAGAACUAGACUUGAAUCAGGUCUUUUACAUCUAGCACGUAGUCGAGUCAUUAUUUGUGGAAUGGUACGUGAUCGUGAAACACGAAUUCCUCGUAUUCGUCAACAAAUCGAACAGAUAACACGCUUGUUUGCUGAUUAUGCCAUUGUUAUUGUAGAGAACGAUUCAAAAGAUGGAACAAGACGUCAAUUAAUUCGCUGGGCUCAAGAUAAAAAAGUUGCUGGUCGAGUUCAUGUUAUUGGAUGUGGUAAUAAAGUUAAUGAUGAUCGUCCAUGCAACCUAUCAUUAGCUCGUACUGCACCAAAUCAUCUUCCAGAUCUAUCACGUAUUGAAAAGAUGGUUCAGCUACGAAAUAUCUACAUGAAAUAUAUCGAAGAUAACACUCAACUAUCACAAUAUGAUUAUCUUCUCGUACAAGAUUUUGAUCUGGUAACUUAUACUUAUGUUGAUGGACUUCUGUCAACUGGUUUUCAUUUCAAUACAGAUCCAACUAUCGAUGCAAUUUGUGCAAAUGGUGUUUAUAAUCAUAUACUAUUUGGUCGCAAAAAAAUAUUUUGA